CAAUCCUCUCCGGGUGCGGGCUCUCCCCAUCUACGAGAGUUUUUAAUGAAAAUAUGUACCGUGGGACUUGAACCAUAGGCAUUCAGGGAUACAUCCUAGGUGCCCCUCACCCAUUGGAAUGGAGUUGAGUAAAUAUAGGUAGUAUUAUUAGAGAGCGUAGUAGAUUUUGGGGAAGCUCGCCGUCUUUGCUUCUUUGUGUAAGACGUACAAAUAUGCAUGCCUUUAGGUUAAAUUUCUCAUACCUGAAUGCGUAUAUCAAACUUGGCAUCCAGAUACAAAAGUAGACAGUUAUGUUUGUCUCUCGCGCAACCUUUUGGAGUGUUGUGAGCAUUGCUACCUGCAGUACUUACGCGUAUGAGUAUGAAGUAACAUCUUGUGCGGACAUGGCUUCAUAUGAUGCUGGAGUACAACAGGUUCGUAUGCAGUGGAAUGCAGCCUGGCGGUACACAGACGACUGUCGAAAACUAGACUACGUCAAAUCACAAGUAAACAAAGCAUGCCCAAGAACACCCGAAUGCCUGGUAGACGGGUUCUUAGAUGGGCUGGAGGACAAAUACGAGGAGCGCAAGAUGAAGUGCGGUUGUGAAUGUUCAGAAGAAACGCCUGCUGUAACAUCGUCGCCUGUAGUUUCACCCACACCAGCUUGCGAUGGCACGGGCCGCUCCUCAGCGAACAAAAAAUGGGAUGCCGCAUUGGAAGUCUACGGCUCUACUUGUGGCAUGCUCGACACCGUGCUGGAGGUCGCGAAUUUUCAGUGUCCUUCGAAGAAAUGCGGCCGAGAAGAGUACAACGCUCGCGUGGCGGAGCUCUAUAACAUUGAUCUCCGGAAGUGCACAGAACAGUGCAAGGGCUACGGGUUUGCACACGGUAACCGGCUAGCAAUGAGUUUCUGCGGCACUACAGCUCUCAGUACAGCGUUGGGCGAUGAGAAGUUGACGAUUUCUAUAUGCAACCAGGAGGAGCAGAAGAAAUGUGAAGAGCAACUGGAGCAGUACGUGUACAGUAUGUGUGAUGAAGCACGAGAUAGCACAGCCGGUGCAGAGUACUACGACGCGCUCAGAAAGUCAUGUGCGAUCACCAUCGGACCCGAUCACCCUAUACCAACAACAAAACCCUUCCCCAAUGACAACUACAUGACAUGUGAGAUGUGGCAUAAUGAAAGCGUUGACAACAAUUGUGACGACCUAGAUGGGAAAUACCUUGAUCAGGAAACCGGAUGCUGCAGGAAACUUUAUCGCUGUGGGCCUUGGCCAAAAUGUACUGCGCUUGAGUGCUGCACCCUACUGGAUUAUUAGUGGCUAUGCCCGGCAUGUUAGCGAUGUGAAUAAAUCUAGCACACUGA
Molecule: messenger RNA, 1342 nt
Organism: Sphaeroforma arctica JP610
Lineage: Eukaryota; Ichthyosporea; Ichthyophonida
Exons: 1
Coding region: 291-1295 (334 amino acids)
Source: RefSeq, a predicted model, not a curated record